UAAUUAAUAUCUCGUUAUCAGAACAUGAAGCAGAUUGUGUGCAGUGCUGUCUCCGGGUGUGGCACCUGGGUUGCGUACGGCGACGUCCAACAUGUCCGACUGUUCCAUUUACCUAAAGAGGAGGGGGUGAAAGUCCUACAGAGGGUGAGAUGUCUUCCCAUUGACCUCCAACCUGCUCAUCACAUGGUCUUUACCCAUGAUGCCUCUGGACUGGUUAUAGCGACCAAUCAGGGCGCUGUACAGUUGCUCCAUGUUGAUGCUGUUCACCCUGUUCUUGUGCACACUUUUCUACCUCCAAAAGGCAGUGCCCAUCCCACGACCAUCAGUGCCCUGGCUGUGAGUAGUGACUCCCAGUGGAUAGCAGCAGCUCAUCUCGACUGUUCUGUUCAUGUUUACAACAUCAAGGCAAGAAAACAUCAGUGCAGCCUGCCUAAACACCCCAGCCCUGUGUCUGCCAUGACCUUUCACCCCACAGAGCCAUGGCUCAUGGUGGUCCACUCCUCACAACAGUUUUUCGAGUUUGAUGUUUCGGAGAGCCGGUACACCGACUGGAGCCGGAACGUUCAGCGACAGGGGCUGCACCAGGAGUGGCUGAAGAGGUCGGAGGUCGUGACACAGGCCGCGUACAAUCCCGCCAACCCAACACAAAUCCUUCUACAGGACCAGCGAAUGUUUUGUGUAAUAGAUAAGAGCAAAAAGCUGCCCAAGCUGGGGAGUACUUUCUACAGCAGGGAGAAGCUGAUGAAGCUGGACCCAGCAGUGAGGGAGGAGACCAGACACGCCUUCGCUGUCUGUCGGGGAUAUCGGGCACUUCUCCACCUGAGUUUCCUGGAGGACGGGGCGGAACUCGUGGCCGUGGAACGACCAAUCAAGGCUGUCACCGACAAGCUGCCGCCUACGCUCAGUCAGAAGAGAUUUGGCACAUAGAGACAUACUGAGAUAUGUACUGAAAAUCUCAACUCUUUUGGGUUGGAUUUAAUUUCCCUCCACUGCAAAUCCAUUUGAGUUACUGUAAGUUGAAGUCCUGCUGCAGCAUACUUGUUGCCUGUGGUAGAGCCCAUCUCUGUUUCAAAGCCCUUGGGCCACACAAC
Messenger RNA from Branchiostoma floridae (Florida lancelet), 1091 nucleotides. Its product is annotated as U3 small nucleolar RNA-associated protein 4 homolog. Gene Ontology annotation, molecular function: protein binding; RNA binding. Lineage: Eukaryota; Metazoa; Chordata; Leptocardii; Amphioxiformes; Branchiostomatidae. The record is from RefSeq and is a predicted model, not a curated record. The coding region runs from base 25 to 927 and encodes 300 amino acids. Gene Ontology annotation, cellular component: 90S preribosome; small-subunit processome; t-UTP complex. Gene Ontology annotation, biological process: maturation of SSU-rRNA from tricistronic rRNA transcript (SSU-rRNA, 5.8S rRNA, LSU-rRNA). The transcript is spliced from 7 exons.